This is a messenger RNA of Pimephales promelas (fathead minnow), 10296 nucleotides long. RefSeq names its product proline-rich coiled-coil 2C (gene prrc2c). Gene Ontology annotation, biological process: cell differentiation. Lineage: Eukaryota; Metazoa; Chordata; Actinopteri; Cypriniformes; Leuciscidae. The record is from RefSeq and is a predicted model, not a curated record.
GGCGCUCUGCCAUCUUUGAUUGUGCGACAGGCCGCGGCGCGAGCGGGGCCCUCUCUCGAGCGCACGAGACACCGCCAACCGCCCGAUACUGCUCACCUCACACCGGCCGCGCGACCAGACAGAGAUAAACGCGACGAAAACGACAGAGAGAGGGAUAAAAGGGCUUCUCUCUCUUUUGUGGAGGAGGUUUUGUUAGUCGCUAACCGCUCGGCUAGUUGGGACUAGCAUAGCACGAGCUUUUGUAAUCCACAGCCGGCCUCUCUCUCACACACACGCUCCAACACAAUACAAAGGACCAGGACUCAGACCUUCUGGACGGAACAAACGAUAUUCCUGAAGAGAGCGACGGGACCGGCGGAGACAGGGGCUGGUUCUGAGGGGUGAGGCCGCAGGACCAGACUCAAUGAGUUUCCAGCGAAAUGUCCGAGAAGUCAGGGCAGAGCACCAAGGCAAAGGAUGGCAAAACAAAGUAUGCAACCCUUAGCCUUUUCAACACGUAUAAGGGCAAGUCUCUGGAGACCCAGAAAACUGCAGUUGCCGCCAGACAUGGGCUCCAAAGUUUGGGUAAAGUUGCCGUUAGUCGUCGCAUGCCCCCUCCAGCUAACCUGCCCAGCUUGAAAGCUGAGAACAAAGGCAACGAUCCCAACGUCAGCAUCGUACCCAAAGACGGCAGCGGAUGGGCCUCCAGACAGGAUCAACCAGGAGACGAACGGCAGCAAGAGACCCCUCCACCACAACCCAAGCCAACUGUGCCCCAGGCCCCUGAUGCCCCUCUGGGUGGCAGCCGCUCCUGGGCCAACAGCAAACAGCCUGGGCAGCUGGAUGGAGCUCCUCGGAUGAGCAGUCAGUUCCAUCAGGAGUUUCCGAGUCUGCAGGCGGCUGGUGAGGUGGAUAAAUCAGGCGAUCAGGAAGAUGAGCCCUAUGGACCGGGCCCCAGCCUCAGGCCUCAGAAUGUGGGUAGCUGGCGAGAAGGUGGAGGCAGGAACUUAAAUGUUGCUCCCAGCCCCUCAGAGACUGACAGUAAGCCCUCUGAGGAGUCGGGCAUAGGUAGAGGCACACCAUCUCCCUCUGGUGACUCUGAUGAGUCAGGAAAACCCUCUGCUGGUGAGGGCAGAGAAAAGAGGGAUGCAAGGGACAGGCUCCCACCUACUGCCCCUCAGCAUAAACUUAACGGUGGCCAGCAACCACCAGGAGGGAUGUCAUCGCAGUUCCAUGCUGCCCAGUUCAGGAGCAUGAUGCCGCCAUAUAUGUUUAAUGCGUACCCUCGAGGGUCUUUUCCUCCUGUACAAGGCAGCUUUAGAUACCCUGGACCACCGGAGAUGUCUAAGGGUCCACGGCCUGGAAGACCCGCACAACCUCCCUCUCAGCCAUGGCAUCAGGAUCCAGACAGGCCAUCAAUUGUUAGUGCCACUGAAUUAAAGGAGCUAGACAAUCUGGACACUGAUGCUGAUGAGGGUUGGGCAGGUGCCCAGAUGGAAGUUGACUAUACUGAGAAACUGAACUUUAGUGAUGAUGAGGAGAACCAUUCAGCUAAGGAGAAAGGCGAUGGCUGGGAGUGGAUGACUAAAGUUGAUCGUAUGCGAACAAGAAAAAUUGAUGUCCAGGAGGGAUGGAAAGAAGGAGCAGAGGAGAGGAGUGAUGGCAAGAGUUCAUGGGUGGAAAGUGGAGAUCCCAGGGCUCCCUCCCCUGGCAAUCUUGUCCAUUAUAGCAAGAUGGAACAACAGGGACAGACUGUUGGACGCUCUGUGGGAAGUGGUGGCCCACGUGUUACAAAGCUGCCCACUUCAGCACCCCCUGCUGGUGAGGAGGAAACAGAAGCAUGGCGACAGAAACGGAAGAAGCAGUCAGAGCUCUCAGAAGCAGUAGAGCGUGCUCGCAGACGGCGUGAGGAGGAGGAGCGGCGCAUGGAAGAACAGAGACUUGCUGCCUGCAAAGAGAAACUCAAACAACUGGAGGAGAAACGUCGACCUUCAACUACAGAAACUUCUAAACCAACUACGCAAGCUCAUGAUGACCACCAGGAAAUGACUGAAACUGUGCCUAAACAACCUGCUGAUUCUCCACCCCCUCAGCCUGCACCACCUCCCCCUGCACAGCAACCCUGCCUUCCCAUGCCAAACCAUCAAAGGACAGAGCCCACUGUGGAGGAGGUGCCACAAUUUCUUACUCGGCAACCUAGCCCUCCUGUUCAUAGGACUGCCCCAGAACACCAAAGCAAGGUUGAUAAUGCUGUUAGUGAGGAGGAGCAUAGACAAGUGGAUAGACAACCAACGAGAGACUACUUCAGUGCUGAGGAGCCCAGAGUUGAGGAGCCUCAGUUGUCUUUGUCCAGACUGGAUCAUUCUGUAAAUGAAGAUACACCUCUUCCAUCUCAACUGGAAAAUGAGGGGGAGACUGGGACUGCUGUUCGCCCUUCUGUCACCUCUGGAUACUCAAAACAGUUCCAGAAGUCUUUGCCACCUAGGUUCCUUAGACAACAGGAACAGCUUAAACAACAACAGUGGCAGCAGCAACAACAGCAGCAGCAACAACAAGGUGGAGGGGGUUCAGUCUCUCCCUCAGGGGCUUCUGUUCCCCCUCAGCACAGAUCCUUAUACCAACCUCUUGGCCCACACCACCAACACCUAGCCUCGAUGGGCUUUGACCCACGCUGGCUAAUGAUGCAAUCUUAUAUGGAUCCUCGUAUGAUGUCUGGACGGCCACCAAUAGACAUGCCUCCUAUGCACCCCGGGAGAAUGCCUCCCAAGCAGCUGGUACGACGAGAGCCCACAGACAACAGCAGCUCUGGAUCAGACACUUUUGAUCAUCUGACUAGACCAAUUAGAGAACACGGAGUUCCCAGUGAGCCUCGAAUGGUUUGGGGUUCUGACCCAUAUCCCCCAACAGAGCCCCUGCCUUCCUCUGCCACUGUUAAAGGACGAGAAGAUGGCAAGGAGCCAAGAUUGGAUGCUGGUCUGGAGUUGGAUAGAGGUUUAUCAGGUGUCUACCCUCAGGACCAUAGCCCACUGGAGCCCCGGGGCAAAAGUGACUUCUUCAGGGAUUCAUCUGAAACCUUAUCUGCUUUUAGUCGUAUUACCGAAGAGGUACCAGGUCUCUUACAGACUGACAGAACACCAGUCAUCCCUUCCUUUGAACCUGAGGAGGUUAACCUCUCCGGUGCAGAUGAGGUUGAAGCCAUUGGACAGGCUGUAUUGAAACGGAGUAUCUCUCAAGGCUCCAGUCACUCAUUGAAACUGGAAGAGCCCAGAUUUGAAGGACUUAUCAUAGCACAGAAAACCCUGGAGCUCCCUGAUACUGUAGAAAGACCUGAGGACAAGUCCAGAAAGGAGCCUUUUGGUCAAGGGUCCGUGAACAACAGCCGUUCCACUCCUCCUGUGUCUAAUGAUGGUAUGCACAAAACUGAAAAGCUUAUUUUACCUGCACCCAGCAAGCAGAAGUCAGAAAUGCGCUGGGGAUCCCGUGGAUCUGGAUCCGGGAGGAGAGAGGGUCCAGGAGGGGAGAGGCCAGUCAGGAGAUCUGGACCUAUUAAGAAACCUGUACUACGAGACAUGAAGGAAGAGAGGGAACAGAGAAGAGAGAGAGAAGAGCAGCGCGGUGAACGAUCUAAAAAAGAGGGUGCUACUUACAAAGGUGUUUCUUCAGCUGCUGUAGAAACAGGACUAAAAGAAGGAUUGAAGCCAACUAGUGAUGGGAAGAAAGUAGUGGUAGAACCUGAAGUGGGAGUAGCGACUGGUGGAGCAAAAUCCAGAGAUCUUCAGACAACUGCAGUUUCUACAGUCUCAACUGCUCCUGAGGAAAAGUCAGACAUGCCUCCAACUAAUGACAAACGUCCUGAACCCAAACUACCAUCUCGCAAAGAGUCCAACCUCCCUCCCAGAUCUUAUCGCAGAGACGAGAGGGAGCGAGAGCGAGAUCGUGACCGAGAGAGGGACAGAGAAGCAGAAAGAGAGAAGGACUGGCCAUCUGAUUAUAAAGGCCGCGGUCGAGGAGAGUACUAUUCCCGUGGCCGCAGUUACAGAGGUAGCUAUGGUGGGAGGGGUCGAGGUAGCCGUGGCCGGAGUCGAGGGGACUAUCCAUACAGAGAGCCGCGGUCACGCUCAGACUUGCCAUUAAGUGCUACGGGGACUGCUGGGUUCCGCUGCCGGGAAGAAAGUGAAACCCGUAGUGAGAGCUCAGAUUUCGAAGUCUUGCCCAAGCGCAGACGUAGACGAGGCUCGGACACAGAUUCUGAAAGUGAAGGUAGAGAAUCUGCCAGUGACACCGGAGCAUCAGAUCGCGAGGCCAGCGCAAAACCAAGCAAACCAAUUCGUCGCGAACUGGCGGAAUCACGAUCAUCUAAAUCUGCCUCCGGAUUUGCAGCUGGACCUAUUUCGGAAAAACCUGGGUCUCGAGAUGAGGAUGGGCGACCUAAACCAGGUUUUCUGUUAAAGGGUGAGGCUGCACGCCGGGGAAAGGGUAGUCUGCACAGCAGGCGAGGGGGUGGCAGGGAACGAGGUGGCCACAGACCUGCUCCUUUCCGUCGGGCUGCUGUCAAAGAGGGCUCACAGUGGCCCUCAAAGCCCAUGGAGACAUUUCGACCAGAGGAAGCUGAGACCUCACGUACUGAUAGCACACCCUCUGAACGACGUCACGCCAGGUAUGAUAACAAGAAGAUUGGAGAGGGUGGACAAAGCAUGAAGGAGAGGCCCCGGAGACCAAGGGCAGCCCGUCCACCCAGACAGGACAAGCCCCCACGAUUUCGGAGGCUUAAAGAACGUGAAGCAGCAGUUUUUGCUGGUGAAGCUACUCCUGGAAUGCCAGUACCUACGUCUGUCUCCCCAACACGGUCUAAAGCUCCUGGAACUCUGGCCACUUUGCCCGAGAGAUUGGUUGAUGCAACUACAGCACCUUCUCUUACUCCUGAUGUGACUUCGCCUGAACUUCCUGUCACAGAAACGGUUGUUCCUGAAAUGGGAGCCAUUACUGUAGUUGCUGCUGGCAGCAAAUCACCAGACUUGUCCAAUCAGAAUUCAUCUGACCAGGCCAAUGAGGAGUGGGAGACGGCGUCCGAGAGUAGUGACUUCAAUGAAAGGAGAGAGCGAGAGGACAAGAAGCAACUUGAAGCGGCCAUGACUGCCACUAUUUCCUCCUCCGUGCCCACACUGAUCUCUGGGGGACAGAGCAAAUCCCCCACAGAAAGUGUGGCAAUCCCAAAACGGGAGUUAGCCUCAGCAGCCAAGAGGAGCUUCUCCAGCCAGCGGCCUGUUGAUCGACAGAACCGCCGUGGAAAUAGUGGGCCUAAAACAGGUCGAGGCUACCCUGGAGGCAAGAGCGAGAGAAGGGGAGGAUCUGGAGCCAAAUCGGGACGCAGGGGUGCUGCUGCUCAGAAUGCAGAGGCUGCUCAGGCUGGUUCAGGUCAAAAGGCUGGGAAAGAUCAAGCACCCAGUCGGCGGAAAGAGGAAGCAAAACAAGCUGUCAAAAAACCCAAAGAGAAAGAAAAUGCUUUGUCUCAGUUCGAUCUCAACAAUUAUGCUAGUGUAGUGAUCAUUGAUGACCACCCAGAAGUCACAACGCUGGAGGACCCUCAGUCGAACACUACCGAUGAUGGGUUCACUGAGGUUGUUUCACGGAAACAGCAGAAACGCUUGCAGGAUGAGGAACGAAGGAAGAAGGAAGAGCAGACUUCACAGAACUGGAGUAAAAAGGGCUCUGGAGAGAAGGGCAGGGGAGGUGGCGGUUCUAAACUUCCUCCGCGGUUUGCCAAAAAACAACAGCAACAGCAGCAAGGAAUGGCAGCAGGGCAGCAGCAGCAGCAGCAACCAUCAGCCCCAGCUCCACAGCCCCAGUCUGUCCUGCAGCAACCUCAACCACAGCAAGCCAUCUCUGUGUCGCAGCACAAUCUGCCUGCAUCUAGUCAGAGCACUAGCCCGCCCCAGCCUCUUGAGGGUGCUGUUGCACCUCUGGCUCCUGCACCGGUAGACUUCUCUGCCAAGAGUCAGACGCACAACACCCUGGGUACUGAACUGUGGGAGAACAAGGUGGCUGGCUCCACUGUUCUCUCUGACGUCAAGAAACUUGGACCUAUCAGCCCUCCCCAGCCUCCCUCUGUCAGUGCCUGGAACAAACCCCUUACUUCAUUUACUGGGACUGUUACACCUGAGGGUGUGAAAGCUGUCACAGACACUGGGGUUGAGCUGGGUAUGGACAGCAUCCAGUUUGGUGCCCCCUCUUCAGCAGGCAGCACUGAGAGUGAUGGAGUGCCCACCCUGCUAGAGAAAACCUCUGAUAAUAAACUACCCGAACCCAAAGAGCAGAGACAAAAACAGCCCCGUGCUGGACCUGUCAAACCUCAGAAGUUACCUGACAUCCCUCCUCUGGAACACAAGGAAUAUAAACCUGGACCCAUUGGUAAAGAGCGUUCACUCAAGAACCGCAAGGCUGCCAAAGAUGUGCGUCAGUCCGACGGAGAGGGUCUGGAUAAAAGUGGGACUGGAGGCAGUCGAGACAGAGACUCCAGCUCACCUACUAAAGACAACGUUCCUGAGAUGGGUGGAGAUAUUGAGGGAAUGAUCACUGCUCCAUCAGCAGAAUACUCCAGCAGCUCUAAGGAAUCGGUGACUGAUUACACAAUCCCGUCGUCCUCUUUAGCUGACAACGUCCCCACUCCAGGGACAAAAAUGGAGGAGAGCCUUGUGACCCCUGUGGCUCUCCCGCACCCGUUACCUAUACAGCGAAGAGAAGCCCUGCAGCAAAGCUCUAGCCUUGCCACAGUCUCUCCUGCUACUGUAGACCUCACACUCAAAAUGGAAUCAGCACGCAAGGCUUGGGAGAACUCGCCUAGUCUGGGGGAAAAGAGCUCUCCUGUCACCUCCUCUGCUUCCCCCAUCACCAGUGGAGGAGGAUCAGGCAGUGCCUCCUUCAACUCCUUCUCCAGUGCUUCAGUGCCUCAGAUACCUGUGGCCUCUGUCACCCCCAGCACCUCACUGUCUGGAUCUGCGACCUACACAACGUCCUCUCUAAGCACGAAGAGCACAUCUGCCUCUGACCCUCCCAACAUCUGUAAGGUGAAGCCCCAGCAACUGCAGAGUUCAGUUAUGUCCAACACUAACUUUUCCCAACUGGGCUGUGCGCCUUCUCUGUUACCGCAGCAACAGACCCCACAGGUGUUCGUAUCCCAGUCUGCAGCAGGUACUGCAACUCAAAUCCCGGCCUUCUACAUGGACACAAGCCACUUGUUCAGUGCGCCCCACCCUCGCUUGGCUCCUCCUACUUUAGCCCAACAGCAAGGCUAUCAGCCUGGACUUUCACAGCCCACAGGGGUGCAGCAGAUCCCCAUCCCCAUCUACGCUCCUCUUCAGGGACAGCAUCAACACCAACACCAACACCAACACCAGCAUCAGCAUCAGCACCAGGCCCAGCUUAGCCUCAACACUGGACCUCCAGUGUCUCAACAGCAAGAUCUCUUCAGCUCCUCCUUACAAAGCUACAGGUCUCAGCAGGCAUUUAUGCAGAACAGCCUCUCCCAGACAUCUGCCAUGAUGCUGUCUGGGACACCACUGCAUAGUUACCCUGGAGUGCAGCCCCCAGAUUUGGGCAAGCCUCAGUCCAACCUGGCCUUUCAACAGACCUCAAACACCCAACACAUCCCAAUCCUGUUUGAACCCCAAAUGAAUCAGCCCUCUGGCAUGGGAGGAUCACAGCUGAUAGACACGCACCUACUGCAGCGUCAGGGAAUGAGUCAGCACUCCAACCUGUACUCUGGACAAGUCCAGCAGCAGAGCAGCUACUACAGCUCAACACACAGUCCCAGCUCUGCCCUACAGCAGGUGACCGUUCCUGUGCCAGGUUCACAGUUGUCUUUGCCCAACUUCGGCUCUGGUGGUGGACAGCCGCUCUUGGCUUUGCCUCAGUCCCUUCCUCCGACCCCUCCCCAAGGCCCGCCUCCCAGCCUCAACCGCCAGCCCCCCAGCAAUCCGCCCUACCGUGGCCUUAUUGGUCAGAAUACACACAGUAUGAUGCAGCCUUCCAAUAAGAUGUGUGAGAUGGAUCUGAAGCUCUUCAGUGGUGGAAUGGAUAUGAAGCCUGGAACACCACCUAUCAGCGCCAGAAGCACUACCCCCACAUCUAGCCCUUAUAGGGCGAGCUCUACAAGCCCCAGUAGUCAGUCUAGCAAGAUGAACAGCAUGCUGUAUCCCAAACAGUUCCAGUCGGCAUCUGCAGGAAUGCGCAUUGCCCAGCACUUCCCAGGACAGUUCAACCCACAGGUCAGCCACUACAGACACCAAAUGUUGUCUCAGGCCAACAUGGUGUCUCCAUUGGUACGUCCACCCCAUGGAAAUUCCUUUCCUGGAGGUGUACAGCGUUCACCCAUGGGUCCACCCAUGUCCCCUAACCUGAGCGGUGGUCUGAUGCCCCAUCCCAGACCCCAGCACCCUCCACGUGGACCUUCUGGUCCCCCGUUAGUACCCCGCGGAACACAGGCUGCCCUAAAAGCAGAACAGGACCUUAAGGCUAAACAGAGAGCUGAGGUAUUACAGUCUACCCACAAGUUCUUCUCUGAGCAGCAACAACUCAAGGCUCCAGUAAGCAAGCCCACCCGCAUGGAAGGAGCAGGCAAACCCACCGACAGCAUCACUUCAAAUCACCAGGGGGCGCCAUCCGACCGCACAGAGUCUGACAAACCUGCUCUAGCAACAACCAAACCCAUACGGACGGGUCCGAUCAAACCGCAGGCCAUUAAACCAGAGGAGAGCAAGUAGCCGUUCAGUUGCUUCAGAAAGGGCACAUGGAUGGAAGGAUGGACUGAGAGGCCGGAGGCUUGGGAGAGGGGAGGGGGGUGACGUCCUAUAGCACCUGAAAGGAGCAGAGAAGUGUAGGGAAGUAGAGUGAUGGAGGUUAAUUUUACGAGGUGAUGUGCAUUUCUCACACUUACUGUGCCCUUUUUCCUCAUCUUUUUAUCAGUUCAUCCUUUCUCUCUGCUGUGGUUGGCAUUACAGAGAAAGCGCCCUUCCAUUGUGUGAACUGUACAUCCCCAGUGAACAAUGAAGGUAGACAUCAACAAAAGUUACAGUGAGAAUGCCAUUUUUAAUAGCAAUAUGAUUUACUUUUCACUUUCACAUUUCUGCAUGUAAAGAAAACACGUUUUAGGAAGGCAAAUAUCUCUUUUUUUUUAUUGAAGAUGUUUUCUCCAAUUUCUGUUCUUGAUGUUCUCGAGAAACAAUGUUGAGGUUAUGGCGAUAAAGAUACAAUGAAAUGUCUACACACACUUGCAUAUAAUUAUUGUGUUUGUGUGUACACCUCUCAACAUUUCCUGCUCUUUCAUUCUUUCUCUUCAACCAUGUGUAUUGGCCUUAACGAUACAUAGAAAGUCAUUUCAGCAGAUUAGGAAUUGAUUACCGACAUUUCUGAUUAAUUCAUUGAUAAUUACAGUCUCCACUGUGAGCCUUCCCUCUUGCCUUCUCGGUCAGUAGUGUACGCCUGCAAGAAUUGAAGAUUGUGCGUUUGCGUGUGUGCGCAAAAAUAACCUUGAAUCUUUAGCCAAAGGUUAGGCUUCAAGAGACAUGAAUCCUUUUAGAUGAAUAUGAUUUUGGCAAAGAUGGCUCAGCUUGGUCAACAUAUAGUAGAAUUAUGAUAGAAUAUUUUCUUUUUUUGUAAACGGUUCCUCCAGACCAGGCCUAUGUUUGAUAUGUCCUAAGCUUAAGCCCCUCCCCUUUUCUGUGACCGAUGACCGAUGUAGACACGCCCACUUCUAUAACUCCAUUCUUUCACCUUCCAGCCUCUCCACACAGCUCCCAACCAUGCUGCUGACCAACUCUGACUCUCCUGACCAAUCACUGCAGAGGGGGUGGGGUUGGGGUUAGUGGUCAAGGAUUUUAGGUUCAAUGGUAACGAGCUGCAAGUUUAGAAAGAGAAAUGUUGAGCGUAUGGCAGCCAAACUCAAUGGGGGGUUUGGGGCAGGAGUGAUGCAAGUCUUGAACAGGUUCGCAGAUGUUUUGGACUACCCUGUUAUGGUGACCACAGGCCUGAGUAUACAAGGUCUUUCUCCAAACCACUCCUCUUGGGUUGCUAUUGCAAAGGGGCAUACAGUUGAACAAAGGUUUCAGUAUGGCCCCCCCAUUUCUUGUUUUAGUAGAUAUGAGAAGCUACAAACAGAAGGGGAGGAGAGGGAAUUGAUUUGUUUUUCUUUUCUUUUUUUGAUUUCUGUUUUGUUUUACUUGUACAGGGGUUAAAUCGCUGUAUUAAAAUAUGUAAGGUCUUAUUUACAUUCUCCUGGUUUGGUUACAGAAACUAAUAAAAUAAUAUGCUGUAAAAAAAUGA